This is a messenger RNA of Annulohypoxylon maeteangense, 4020 nucleotides long. RefSeq lists its product as uncharacterized. Gene Ontology annotation, molecular function: DNA-binding transcription factor activity, RNA polymerase II-specific. NCBI's taxonomy places the organism in Eukaryota, Fungi, Ascomycota, Sordariomycetes, Xylariales, Hypoxylaceae. The coding region runs from base 263 to 3835 and encodes 1190 amino acids. Gene Ontology annotation, cellular component: nucleus. Gene Ontology annotation, biological process: regulation of transcription by RNA polymerase II. The transcript has 3 exons. The record is from RefSeq and is a predicted model, not a curated record.
CAAACAGUUUAAGCCUACCGGUGAACUUUAUACGUCCUGACUAGAACUUGCUAGAUGUUUUUGUGCCAUCAUAGGUUGCUGACAUAUAUUUGAUUGUGCCCCUUUCUUUAAUACUCAAGCCUCAGCCUGUCAUCAGAAUGAAGACUCUAUAGAUCACGAUUCCAGAAGUUGACUAAGUACCUACCUAUUCUUGCAUCCACCUAGGCCUAGACCUACCCGAUAUCUCUCCUCCAUCAAUAACAUCUACCACCUACCUGCCAAGAUGUACGUUCCAUGUACUAUCCCUUAUAUAACUCACUUCUAUGCCCUUGGCAACACUCCCGCCGUCAGCCUUACCAGGGGUUUUCCUCAAGGCGUAGAUGCUGAUAUUCUCCUCUUGGGAUGCGGAGAUGUCCGCAAUAUUCUAUUCACCUUGUACACCGAACAAGGAUUCCCACCCAGAAAGCUCGAUAUCACAUGCUGCGACGUUGAAACCGCCGUUAUAGCACGGAAUGUUCUCCUCUUUACACUCCUCCUUGAUGGAACCAAUGCAGAUGCCCUUUGGGAUGUUUAUUUCCAUUUACGUAUCAGUGAGAAAUCGAAAACGCUCAUCAAGGAUCAAGCACAGAAGAUAGUGUCUCUAUCAAACAGUCUCGACGAAUGGAGUAGAGGUCAUUAUGGGUCCGUGCUAAAAUUCUGUGACGCGAAUUCGCUACAACAAACCAGACAGGUCUGGAUCAAGUAUGCCUCAUCACAGUCCAAGAGCGCGGCUAGCUUUGAGGAAGACCUACAGCGUGCUCGUAGACUUACCAAAUUGGCAACUGGUAAGUCGGAUGGACAACCUGAUAUUAUCUUGACUGGCCUCAGGUCUGCAGCUCCAUUGUCACGCCAAUCCGCGACGGAAAUCCCUAAAGUUCGAGAACACUUCUGGAAACAUGGCACUUUGGCGAAGUCGGAUGAAGCAACAAUUCCAAAUCCUAUGUUCUCAGCCACAUUGUCUACAAACACUCUUCUUCACUAUGGCACAGACCCUGUUCUGGGAUUCCAUCUCGCAACUGCAAUUGCGAAUUUGGCCCCAGCAUCUCCGCUACUCCCUAAAAAAGGCAAUGACAUGGUGAUGAAUAUCGUCACAGCAGCGAAGACACAGUUUAGCGCGUGGGUGGCGGCAUUUCAGAACACCCCAGAAACUCGUCUCAAUAUCAGGUUUACCAUAUCCGACGCUUUGUCAUUCAGUCAUGCUUUGCAGGUUAUUUCAACAUCGGAGCGCAAGUCAACAAACAUAUUCCAGAAGCACUUCGAUGUGGCGGCUAUUGAAUUUGACACUAAGGCCUACAAUAAGAAAAAUUCGGCACCAACAAGAUUUGACGUGAUUGAUACCUCAAAUCUGGCUGACCAUAUCGGCACACUAAACCUAUUAGUCGCGGCAUUGCCUUUAUUGAAGCCAUCGGCAAGCUCCGCUUUAUGGAUAGAGACAUUAAUAAAAACAGAGGGGACACGAAAGCGACAAUUUGACGCUCUUCUCUGUGGUCACAUACCGACCAUAUCUCUCCUUCUCGGUCUAGCUCCAGUUGACUUUUGGACGAAUGCGACAUCCGUGUCCUAUGUAGAUGAGCUCAUGAUAAACCACAUGACCAUCUCAGACAGCAAACAGCAAGCACAUUCGCGAUUGGCUUGGAAAUUGGGCAGGUAUUUUUCGCAGCACCCUAAUGAUUAUGGGGUUCUGAACGUUGAGGCACAUGCGCUCGCCAAGGCUAUAUUCAAGCUUUAUACUAGCAUGUUCGAGAAUGAAGAUCCUACGCGCUUUAUAAGCGAUACUCCGUUUCAAGGGGACCCGUAUUCGCACUUUCACAGAGGAAGCUUCGCCGCGUUGAUCAAGCAUGUCCAAGCAAAUACCUCUACCGACUGGCCAUCUUUCUGGGAGGAAUUGUUACGGUUGAUAGGGCAAGACGACCAGAACAAAAUAGCCCUACGAAAUCUUUACCACCAUGAACUAAGUGCUCAGCUACAUCUUCAGGGUCUAUACACGGAGCAAUGGCUAAGGGAUGAGGUAAAGUCAAAGCCUACUCUAGGCGGCUUCAAUGCCUGGAAGGACAUACCUGCGGUAGUGUGCGUAACGGUUUCAGUGCCAAGAAAACACAUCGAUCACCUAUAUAGCAGCGAUAUGAGCAAGAUCAAUGCACCAACACUCGAGGGCUUUCUCAAAUCGAGCAACCCAUCCGGUUGGCACAAUCUAUUCGCAAAUGUACAUGUUACAUUUGGGCAAGUCCAAACAUCAGGGGAUCGCGAGUCCGACGAUUUCUCAGUAGCCGUUCUUCAAGACCCCCUUGGCUGGCAGGGAAAUUCUUCUUUGGUAGCUUCGUUUUAUGUCCCGUCCGCUGCUCUGCAAGUUGAGCCGAGAGAUGCUAAGGUUGGACUUAGUAUUCAGAAUACAUUCAUGAGCAUCGGAACUUUCACGCACCUCAUGCCUACCAUGGUCAUUUACAUGACAGCGAUAAACGAUGCAUCCAACAUAUUUGUUACCAAAUAUGAGCCAGGAAGGUCCGGAUAUCCCUUUGUCAGUGGCCGAGAAGGCUCCGUGGCAGGAAACAAGAUCACCACGGUCGGCGCACACGCCACUACACAAAUCACGGCCAAUCUUGAAAAUGGCGAGAUCAAAACACUAUGUGGCCGCAUCGAUUUCUCUGCAUCACAACAUGGCAAGAAGCUUUUAGCAGAACGAGUUCCGAUAGAGCUACAACAAUCAUCGCCAUUCUCGAUUGACAUCGUGUUCGGCGAGAGAGCUCUAGUCUGUCCCGUCUCUUUCCAUAUCCCGGUUCUACAAGAAACUGCGAAGACUCGUAUCGCACGCACAUCGGGUUAUGUUGAAGUCAUCGCAUCCUUGGCAGAUCCUCUUAUUCCGGGGCCAUUAUCGCCGUUUAUCUAUCCCGUAACACUAGGGGACCGUUCUAUACCUACAGUGCCAUACGGGCAUGUUAAUUUAGACUCACUGCCCAUUCUCAACAUGGAGUCAUCCCAUAAAAAGGAGAAUGCUUGGCUGACCACGCUAACCUCAUUUCAAUUCUCUACCCGCGAGCGGGAAUUGCGCGAAUCUACCAAGCCUCCUACGCUAAGGUUGAAUUUCAAAGAGACCCUCUUUUCCAUCUUUAUGCUCUCGUCUGGGCUUCAAGGUGGUCAAACGGGGCUCUUUGCCUUACAGCACCCAGAAAACGGUAAUCAAAUGAUGAUAUUUGUUCGUUCUAUACGGCUCAAUGGUGCCGAGGGAUCUAUCGUAGCAGACGCUGCUGUGAUCCCAUUUACACUACAAAUGAUUGAAUCCGGAGAAGUCGAAUCAUUCUUGUACGUACUCCGAGAACUGCAGAUAUGCUCUCUUGCCGUUGACGACGAGGAGCUUGUUCUCUGGAAGCAAAUCCUCCCCGGUCUCGCUGAGCGGUGUCGCACGUGGAAUCACGGCCCCAAAUGUGAAUAUAAGAGAUCCAAAGCGACCAUUCCGUUAAGCACGAAGAUAGGUGAGAAGUUCAUGUGCAGCUGCGGCAAGGGAAAAAUACCCCCCGGGUUCAUAAAUUUGCCGGACUGGGAUGAAACCGCAGCCAAAUAUGCGGUGCGCAUAGCUAUCAGUCCAAUGUUCUCGGUGCCGUUUAUUGAAGACGUCGUAGAUUGGAACCUGCUUAAGACGCAGGACGGCUCCGACUUCAAUCACAUUGAUAAGUGUCGGAAUUGUAACGCGACGAAUAAUAAGCAAGGCGGAGACCUUCUCAAGUGCUCGAGGUGCAAAGAGGUUUUUUACUGCUCCCCAGAAUGUCAGAGGAAGGAUUGGAAGAAACAUAGGAUGGAGUGUAAACCGCAGGAUGCGGUGUAGGUACCUACUUUUGAGGUUCAAAGACCUAUGAGAGGUUAAGGGAUGUGGAAUGAGAAUUGCGGAAUGUCGGGUGAAAAGUGAAUUUUGGGGGGAUUUCUGGCGUUUGUCCUGUGUCGGAUUUUACGUGUUGCUGUGCUGCGCUUUUAUGAGAUCAUGAAGAUUCACGAUGUCCUAAAUGAAGUCUG